This is a messenger RNA of Nymphaea colorata (pocket water lily), 2512 nucleotides long. RefSeq names its product vacuolar-sorting receptor 6-like. NCBI's taxonomy places the organism in Eukaryota, Viridiplantae, Streptophyta, Magnoliopsida, Nymphaeales, Nymphaeaceae. The record is from RefSeq and is a predicted model, not a curated record. Bases 192 to 2078 code for a protein of 628 amino acids. The transcript is spliced from 11 exons. Gene Ontology annotation, molecular function: calcium ion binding.
AUUGAAUUAGUCCCCAGAACACGAAUCCCACUCAAGAAACUCCCUCUCUGUCUCUUUCAUGCAUUCGACGCGUCCCACAGUUGAUCAUCUCUUCCUUCACAACCAUCGAAGUCCUCUUCUUCUUCUUCUUCCUGUACCAUUAUCUGCAGUUCCUUCUGAUAGAGAAGAGCAAAAAGAGAGAAAAGAGCAUCAUGGCAGGAAGGCCACUUCCCGCCUUCUUCUUGCCUCUGCUGGUGUUGGUGCUGUCCACCGCCUCUGUGACCUCCCGCUUCGUGGUGGAGAAGAGCAGCAUCAGCGUUGUGGCCCCUGACCACCUCCGAGGGAAGCACGACGGCGCCAUCGCCAACUUCGGCGUCCCCCACUAUGGCGCCCGCUUCAGCGGCAUCCUCUUCUACCCCUCCACCUACUCUUCCUCCAACAUGGGCUGCGACCCUUUCACCUCCCCAUUCAAGCCCCCAGCCUCCUCCUCCAACCGCCCCCUGAUUGUCCUCAUCGACCGAGGCGGCUGCUUGUUCGCCCUCAAGGUCUGGAACGCACAGCAGGCAGGCGCCAAGGCCGUCCUCGUCGCCGACGACCGGGACGAGCCCCUCAUCACCAUGGACGCCCCCAACGAGGAGACAGAAGCCCAAGCCUACGUCGAGAAAAUCGAUAUUCCCUCCGCCAUGAUCGAGCACUCCUUGGGCGAGGAACUCAAGCAAGCCCUGGCUAAAGGGGAGGAUGUUGUGAUCCAAAUGGAUUGGAGCGGCUCCAUGCCGAACCCCGACAGCCGAGUCGAGUACGAACUCUGGACUAACAGCAACGACGAAUGCGGAAUCAGGUGCGACGAGCAGAUGGAGUUCGUGAAGAACUUCAGGGGCCACGCCCAGCUGAUGGAGAAGGGCGGCUUCACUCUGUUCACCCCUCAUUACAUCACCUGGUAUUGCCCUCCGGCGUAUAUUACCAGCAGCCAGUGCAAGUCUCAGUGCAUCAAUAAUGGCAGAUACUGUGCACCCGAUCCCGAGAUGGAUUUUGAUCGUGGGUACGAAGGGAAGGACGUGCUUCUGGAGAAUCUGAGGCAGCUGUGCGUUCACAGAGUCGCUAACGAGAGCAACAGGGCCUGGGUGUGGUGGGACUACGUCACGGAUUUUCACAUCAGGUGUCGUAUGAGGGAGAAGAAGUAUAAUCAGGAAUGUGCAGAGCAAGUGAUCGCUGCUCUAAACUUGCCAGUUGAUAAGAUUCAAAAGUGCAUGGGAGACCCAAAUGCCGAUGCCCAGAAUCCUGUUCUAGAGAUGGAACAGAAACUUCAGGUUGGCCAAGGUUCACGUGGGGACGUUACUAUCUUGCCCACAUUGGUCAUUAAUAACGUGCAAUAUCGAGGAAAAUUAGAGAGAACUGCUAUUUUGGAAGCUAUCUGUGCCGGAUUUCAAGAGUCAACAGAGCCUCAAAUUUGUCUGACUCAAGACAUUGAAACAAAUGAAUGUCUUGAAAACUAUGGUGGAUGUUGGCAUGACACAAAGACAAAUAUAAGUGCCUGCAAGGACACUUUCAGGGGGAGGGUCUGCCAGUGCCCAUCAGUGAACGGCGUUCAGUAUCAGGGGGAUGGUUAUACAAAUUGCGAAGCUGUUGGCCCUGGAAGGUGUGCAGUAAAUAAUGGAGGCUGCUGGUCUGAGACCAGAAAUGCACAGACAUUUUCAGCAUGCUCAGGGUCUGAGCUCGCAGGCUGCAAAUGUCCACAAGGGUUCAUUGGUGAUGGUCAUACCUGUGACGAUAUUGAUGAAUGUAAAGAACAUCUUGCAUGCAAGUGUGAUGGUUGCCGUUGCAAGAACAAAUGGGGUGGAUAUGAUUGCAGUUGUGGUGGUGGGCUUGUGUAUAUAAAAGAGCAGGACACAUGUAUUGCUAGAAGUGCUUCACGGUUUGGGUGGUUUAUAUUACUGUUGGUUUUAUCUGGUUUUGUUGGUAUCAGUGUCGCUGGUUACGUAUUCUACAAAUACAGGCUUCGGUCAUACAUGGACGGUGAGAUUAUGGCAAUCAUGUCUCAGUACAUGCCGCUAGAUAACCAUAAUAAUGAAGCUGAACCUCUGCGAGAAACUUCUGUGUAAAGAGUGUUUCCAUAUUGCAAAAUAGGGGCUUCUCAUAGUUAUGCAAGGAAGUGACAACGAGGUAGAUGUCAGAAAUUGCGGCCAUGCUGAACAUACAAAGUCUGUUGUUCUGGUCUUCCUCUCCUACUGGAGUCAAUUGUUGUUACAUUCUCACCAUGCAUACCAACUUUACAACCUGUUCAUUGGAAAUUCAUUUUCCACAGAGAUCUCAAUAAACAGUAUCAUAUAACGAGAGAAAGUAUAAGUCAUGUAUCUGGUCCUUUACUGUGAUGCUAAAUAUAUGUAUCCGAUAUAUCCUUUGUUACAUUAACAUGGUACAUCCAAAGUAUGGGCCAAGAAACAUGAGGCUUCACUGCCCAGCGAAUGUAAUUUAUUUUUAGGAGUUAUUUUUCUUUUAAAUGCCCAAGAAAGGAGAAAUAAGCCGAUUUAGCAAA